Messenger RNA from Tripterygium wilfordii, 808 nucleotides. RefSeq lists its product as uncharacterized. The coding region runs from base 21 to 548 and encodes 175 amino acids. NCBI's taxonomy places the organism in Eukaryota, Viridiplantae, Streptophyta, Magnoliopsida, Celastrales, Celastraceae. The record is from RefSeq and is a predicted model, not a curated record. The transcript has 5 exons.
UCAUACGCAACGGACUGGCCAUGGACUUCUCUUCAUGGAUUCGACGCAGUCUUCUCAAAAAUCCUGAAAAACCAGAUCUACCAAAGCAAUCGAAUAUGACACAAGCUGGAGACGAGCUUCUUGGAGUCACACAGCCAUUGAUUGAUCAUAUAAAGACCUUCACAGUCGAUAGUUUCAAGAAUUUCCGUCUCCAAGAUGAUGACGGAAUCGCUGAUGCCUAUGCAAGUCCGACAAGCUCCUCCGGUAAUGUACGGCAGGAUCUCGCCGAGUGGCAGCAACGGCAUGCUACUCUUGUGCUUUCAAGAGUGAAGGAACUUUCACAACUUAGAUUUAUGCUUUGCCCUCGGCACUUGAAGGAGCGACAAUUUUGGCGGAUCUAUUUUAUGCUUGUCAAGAGCCAUAUAGCCGAAUAUGAGCUACGCGCCAUACAACUAGCGAAACUGAAAAAAAUGGAAGUCGAGAAUGAUGAAUCCCAGCAUUCCAGUGUAUAUGAAGUUGAAAUGGCAGAAACAAAGCAAGUAGCAAGAUCAUCAUCUUCGACUCCUUGAAACUGCUAUUUGCAUUCCUAGAAAUUUAACAGGUGGUUUGCUUCAUUACUUGGGCAAUUGAUUCCCUUGAUAUUAACCGGAUGGAUCUGGAAUAUAUUGUCCAACUAUUUUGGAUCUUGAUGACAUAAAGAUGUGACAAAAUGUAUAAUACUCCUAACCCAACAAGACUUUACCAGUUUGUGUAGCGCAGGGUCAAAAGCUUGUAAAUGUUGAAGUUUCUACCAUUUGACAUUCUUGCACUCAUUUUCUUAUUUGUUUCC